Messenger RNA from Siniperca chuatsi (mandarin fish), 1285 nucleotides. It is a transcript of the gene tusc2b, whose product is annotated as tumor suppressor 2, mitochondrial calcium regulator b. The transcript is spliced from 4 exons. Bases 247 to 585 code for a protein of 112 amino acids. Gene Ontology annotation, biological process: regulation of mitochondrial membrane potential; inflammatory response. NCBI's taxonomy places the organism in Eukaryota, Metazoa, Chordata, Actinopteri, Centrarchiformes, Sinipercidae. The record is from RefSeq and is a predicted model, not a curated record. Gene Ontology annotation, cellular component: mitochondrion.
GAGAAAAGUACGGAGAAGGAGAAACCAGUAACGUUAGUUAGCAUAAACAGCUAGCGUGUGUUUAUGAGGUCUUUUCCUGUACAGAUUUAGCGACCCACCAAGACAAAUUCAUCAGAGAACAUUUCAUACCUGCGAACACACCAAACCCCACUUUAGGUUUCAUACUCUGAUAGGGCACAUUUCAUCUGUUACAAUAACACUACUGGCAGUCCUGUGACCCAAGAAAAUAAUGUGCUGCAGCUGAAGAUGGGUGGUAGCGGCUCCAAAUCCAAAGGAUUUUGGCCUUUUUCUGGCUCAGGUAGUACGGACGAUCCAACCAAAGAUGGAAACGAGCAGUCACUGGCGAGAGUUCGAAGUUUCCAAAGUGUAACACCUUUUGUUUUGACUAGACGAAGCUCUAUGUACUUUGAUGAAGAUGGCGACUUGGCCCAUGAGUUCUAUGAAGAGACAAUUGUGACAAAAAAUGGACGGAAAAAAGCCAAGCUGAAGAGGAUUCAAAAAAACCUAACACCUCAGGGAAUUAUAAAGCUGGACCAUCCUUGCAUCCAUGUAGAUUUCCCAGUUGUCCUCUGUGAAGCCUGGUGAUGUCUGAGGAGCAUCUCAGACUAGCCACUCCGUCAACUCCGUCCUGUGGUUUCCCCUACAGCUGGAAGCCUGAACCACCUUUUAAAAAACAUGAUCUCUUGAUAUAUUUGAUGCCCUUAAUGUAGACAGGCUGAUGCAAUGUGUGCUGAGCCCCUGCAUGUGAUCUGUUUUUGGCUUGUGUGCAGUUAGACACAGAAUAAGUCACCAAUGGGGAUCUAGAAGGGGGCCAAGUUUACAGAUCAUGGUUUGUGUGCAUGUAAGUGUGAAUGUGUGUGCAGAUACGGGAUGAAAUAUGACAGAGUCCUGUAUUUAUUGCUUGUUUCCUGGUAUGAUUAAUUGAACUUGAGGAGUUGAAGGGGAAUGUAAGCAGUUCUUCCCUCUGUCACGGUCAUAUCUAGAGCGGGAAAGUGCACACUUUAAUUUUUGACACCAUCAUGACUUGCUUUAUUAUGCAUGGAACAGGAUCUGCUUAUUGGUAAUAGCCUAGGGAGUUGACAAUCAGUGGCCCACAAAAUCUAAAGUGGAUUAAUGUCAUAUUAUAAUGUUGGAUGGACUGGCUUCAAUGACCUCAGAGCCACACAUGUACACAGCAGCAGUGAGUCUAGUAAGAGAUCCUGUUGUUUCCUUUGCUGCUUUGGCAUAUUAUGUUUCACUUUUAAUUUAUUAUAACUGUUUUUUAAUUACAAUUUGAAAUGCUAAA